Arachis duranensis is the source of this 1552-nucleotide messenger RNA. RefSeq lists its product as uncharacterized. Lineage: Eukaryota; Viridiplantae; Streptophyta; Magnoliopsida; Fabales; Fabaceae. Gene Ontology annotation, molecular function: protein heterodimerization activity. Gene Ontology annotation, cellular component: transcription factor TFIID complex. The transcript is spliced from 3 exons. The record is from RefSeq and is a predicted model, not a curated record. Bases 484 to 1443 code for a protein of 319 amino acids.
UUCCCCUUCCCCAACCCAAAAAAAAAAAAAUAGUUGGGUUUUGUAUAACCCCAAAAUAAGCACAAAUUCCUCAAGAGGAAGGGAUUAGAGGCAGGUAUUGUCGUCGCCGAUGAGGUUGCUGCCGCCGCUGUUGUUGUAGAAGUUGUGUUCUCCGCCGCGCAACACUCUCAGCUUCACCACCACCGUCCACCCGGAGCAACCCCUUUUUGUACUUUAUUCAAACAGCAGUGAAGCCCUUGGGUCGCCGAGUCGCCGCUAUUACUUUACAACAAUCACAUUCCUAGAAACAAAAUUCUUAGACAAAAUCAUAUUCAUCCUUGGUUACAAACUCAAGUAUAUGAUUGAAAAGAGGGACUUAUAGCACAGGAGGAAAGGAGCUUCUGUGCAGAUAUUUGGUACCAGGAACAAAUCGUAAACCCUGGCUUUUGUAUAGGGUUCAUUAUUCUCUAUUCCUUAUUGCUUUUCUCUCUUUAUUAGUUCCUCAUGAAGCCUGUGCAAAGCAGCAACACUGCAAAAAGCAAAUUAAAACUAUCCCAAAGGGCUAAAAGCAAACGGAAGAGAGAUCUAAAAGAAAAAGAUGUUGUAUUAGCGGAGACCCCAUCUCAGUUCUCAUUUGCUAUAGCCAGAACUGCAGUUGCUCAGAUCUGUCAGUCAGUUGGAUAUAAAAAAUCUACACAGGGUACUCUUGAAAACUUCACCAAUGUUGCUAUUAAGUAUCUCGAAGCAACAGCAAGAACAGCUGCCUCUUUCGCCAACACUUCCAAUCGGACUGAAGCUAAUCUAUUUGACCUCAUCAAUGGCAUUCAUGAUCUGUACUCUGUUCAAGGGUUUCCCAGUGGCUCAGAGAUGCACAAGAAUGACUUACUAAGGUCUGGAGCUUUGAAAGAGAUUAUGAACUUUGUAAAGUACUCUAAUGAAGUACCUUUUUCCAAACCAAUUCUACCCAAAAAUGUCUCAGGAAUUCCAAAGUUAGAAUCAAUCACUGAUUCUAGCUCCUCAUGUUCUAAUAAAACAAAAGGUCAAGAUUUUCAUAUUCCAAGAUGGCUCCCAGAUUUUCCCGAGGAAAGGUUGUACAAGAAUUGUCAUAAGGUUUUGGUUAAGGAGAGGAAAUUCGGUGAGAAACUCUGGGAACAUUCGCUUGGAGCAGAACAUUUCAGUGGUAAUUUGGAAGAAAAUAAAAGCGAAUCACAAAUCAAUGGGAUUAAUGGGAAAGAAGAGAAAGAUACCAGGAUUGGUUUGGCACAGGGAAGAGGAAAAGUGAAGUUUAGGAUGGGUGGAGUGGGUGGGGAGGAAGAGAAGUGUGUUGAUUUAGGUGUGAAUAUGAUGAAUCGUGUCUGCAAAGGAAGGAAACGAGUUUCUUGGAAUCUUGAUAAAUUAAAUAACUGUAUGGCUGUGGAAAAUGAAGAUGACAUGAGUGCAUGCAAGAGAACGAAGAUUGCAUAGCUUUUAUGUGAUGCUGAAGGGUGUGGCUGGGCAAUGAGUGAAAAAAUUUUGAUAGUAAUUAGAAUGUAAUGUAGAUAGCAUUUACAUAUAAUAGAUUUUGAUAUAUGGA